Messenger RNA from Hemibagrus wyckioides, 7083 nucleotides. RefSeq names its product cardiomyopathy associated 5 (gene cmya5). Bases 323 to 5509 code for a protein of 1728 amino acids. Lineage: Eukaryota; Metazoa; Chordata; Actinopteri; Siluriformes; Bagridae. The transcript has 13 exons. Gene Ontology annotation, molecular function: protein binding. The record is from RefSeq and is a predicted model, not a curated record.
ACCAUAGCGCUCUUAUAGUUUAUCAUCUAAACACGGCUGGUCAUCAUUUAUCUUCUUUUGCCGUCUGAAAAAAAAAAACAAAAACAAGAGACGUAAGAAACAGACCGUGCACGAGCUAAAAAAAACUCUUCUGGAAAGGAAAAGAGGCUGUUUUUCCUGCUUUUCGCAUUGCGCGCGCCGAGCUCUCGAGAAUAAUUUGCAUUCUAUUUCGAGCGCGCGCUGAGUAAGGCGAACCGCACUCCACUGGCGAUGGUCUCUACACGGAGCUGCACUCCUUUCAAUAAAAAAUUAAAAGAACUUCCAGGGUUUUAGACGGACAAAAAUGGAGUCUCACGCGCAGGAAGAAAGUGAAAGGACCGAGUCGGAGAUUCAGGACGAUGGGACAGAGGCUACCAACAUUGACGACGAAGAAGUUGAGGAACUACACAACAGUUUAAAGGAAGUAGUCGACGAUCCAGCUGUAAAGCCCAAAUUCCAGUGCCUGAUGGUGGACCCGUCGUUCUCCAUGGUGACGGUCCAGAGCGAGGACAGUGGGAUCGUGUGGGAGACCGCAUCAAGCAGGUGCUCGACACCAUGGGCCUCGGAAGCCAGCUCUCCAUCAGAUUCAUACAGCCUGGAGGGUUCGGGGACACAGGGUAAUAUAGUUAUCAUUAUGGAUGAAGACAAGGUGAGAAGAAGGAAAAAAACGAGCAGCAGAGGAAAGUUGGGUGAUAGGUUUCGCAGACCAGGCUCCAGAUUGUCAGGCCCUGCAAUAGGAGAAGAGAGACCUGCAAUGAUUGAAGUCUCUGUACCAAAUAUAAGAUGCGAAGAUUCACAGGAUGGUCAAACAGCAGACGGAAAACCAGACAAGGAUCAAGAGCUAUUCAACCUGAUUUCUGAGGGGUUUGAAAUACUUAAUAUUGUAGUACCGUCAAAACUUCCUACAGUGGAUGAGGAAUGCAGUACAGAAUUGCCAGACAAUCUGUCCUACUUGGAGGACACUCCAAAGAUCAAAACAAAGUGCAAACAUGAAAGCCUAGCUCCCACCACCAUUCCUGAGGACACCGGGAUAGACAUUCAGGAAGUAAAAGAUGAUAGUCAUGCAGGCUUAUCUCAGACCCCUGCUAAUGAGCAGCUCAACAAAGAUGAAACUGAUAUGGACUACUUAGAGAAAUUCACACUGCUAGAUCAUCAAGCACCAGACUCUGAGAAGUCUGGGUCUACACAAGAUAUCCAGCAAGAGGAGGCUCAGGUGCAUGAAAAAGAACAAAAGGUGGAGGACACAGCUGAUGAGAAUUCUUUUGUCAUUGUCACUGACGUUGAAAUUGCAGAUGAUCAUCUAGAUGAAGUGUUUUAUGGAGCAAGUUGCAAUGCAGCACGUGAACUGCCAUCACACCAUAAAGAAGACUUAGAGCAUGCAAGUGGGAGCCUUAAAACACCCAAAGAAUGGGGUUCAACUUUAUUUGGCAGCCAGGAGACUAUCCUUACUCCGAUUUUCCUUCCCCCUGGCCCGCCCAAGAUCAUAGAUCAAGAUCUCCUAGACGAGCCAAGAGCAAUGUCGUUCCAUUACUUAGAUCUUUAUGAAGAUGCUCUUGGCUAUAGAAAGAAGGACGAGGACACCUCAGAUAUCGAAAGUGUGGUUUCAGAAAAGUCAUUUAAAAGACGUUAUUCUGAUUCAGAUGAUGGAGAUGGCUACCUGGAGAAAUUCAUAUUGAAAGAUGACACUCCAGUGGUUGAAGACGUACAAGAGGUUGACACUCCAGCCAGUGACAGAGUGAUAUGGCCACAGAAUAAAUUUGAAAUGACUGGAUGUUUAAUUCGCGUUAAGGAAGAUGAUACUCCCCAAGAAGAGGAUGUUGGUGUCGAUCAAGCCGAGUUCGAGAGGAAACAUGAUAUAAAAGAUGAACGUCAGCCUUCGUAUUCGUCAAAGGACUGUGAAGACUGUGACGACGGGCUGAAAACCGGCUGUGUAACAGUUAAACGUGUUUCAGAGACUGUAGAGGGAUGUGAAGAUAAAACUGGCUGUGUGACUCGAGAAACUGUCUCGUCUGAUAAACUUCCUUUUAAAAUCAGUGAGGUAUUUAAAACAGCGAAUCAGGAAUCAGAUAAAACUUUAUUAAUAGAAGAUGGAAAACAAAGCAAAGUUCAGGAACUGAAGCACACAGACAAACAGGUUUCCAGAGGUUCAGUGGAAGAAAAAGUAACUGGAUUGAAUGAUAAGGUUGAGAUCCUGCCACAACAGCUAACAAAAAAAGACGACAAACAAGUAAAAGCUGACCUUCGAGAAAGCAUUACUAUUACCAUGAAAGAAACACCGGACAAGGGGCAGCAAGCUACGACGACAAGACAAAAAAUUGGUAAACCUAAUUUAGUGAAGGAUUUCGAUGUAAAAGAUACAUCAGCAACAAGGACAGCUGAAGAAAUAGGAAGUGUGCAUCAAGAAAAAAUCAGUCAACAAAAGGUCUGUGAAUCAGAGAAAUGUAAAGAUGUGACCAAGCCCUCUGGUGAAAAAAUGCCAGAAUUUCACAGGAAAAGUAGUAAAGCAGUACUGGAAAGCAGAUCUGAAGUUCUGGAGAGUAAGGAGAUACCUGCUGUAGAGGAAGCCCUGAAAGAUACUGCAGUCCAGUCCAUUGUACCUGAAAGUGGAAAGCAGGAGCAAUUCACUGACAAAACCUUGCUACCAGAUUUAGAUAGUGAAGUCCAAACUGAUCUUAAAACCAUACGUGAGCAGAAAAUUUUAAAUGAAGCAGGUACGACUGAAGAGAGAGAUGACGAAAUCAAGGUCAAGGCCACAGAGCAGCUAAAAGAACAGACUGAGAAAGACACAGUGACAGUAUUUGAUAGAAAGACUUCGGGUACAGACGGUGUAACAACAGAGAAGACAGAAGCUGUAGAAAGUCUGAAUAAUGUAGCUAAGUGUGUCUUCACACAUGAGAAGAAAGAUGAUGAGUUAGGGGAAAUGGAGGUAUACUCAGAGAAACCAACAGGUUAUGAUCUCAGAGAGAUCUCAGGUGAUACCAAAGAGGCUGAGAGUGAUGUUGUGUGUCCUCCUGCUCCAGAGAUCACAGAAAGAGAUGUGGUUGAUGAGAAAGUAGGCAGGAACCUGGCAGAUGUUUUAAAUGACUCACAUGCUGAGAUUAAGAUGAUUUCACUCAUUCCUGCUACGGAACCAGAUGCCGCAUCCAAAGUUACUGUGCCACCAACUGGAACUAAGGAAGAGAACAGUGCGAUAAUGGAUGUAGUUAUAGACAGAAAUAAGUUGGGGGUUACUGCGGAGGCCCUUAAGCCUGUAUACCAAGAAGAUGUUAACAGAGUAGAUGAUGUACAAAAGGUAGAGGGAAAAAAUAAAAGUAAAACCAAAAAAAUACUUCUAAAGGAUACACACAAAGAAGAGUUAUGGAGAACUCUGGAGCCUGCAAGUCCUUCCCCUCCAAUGGAGAUACAGGACUCAACAAUGAGGGUUUCACCUUUGGAAGCAGUAGAAUACAUUGAAGAAAAUAAUAACUUUGCCACGGAUCAAAGCUUAAAAAGAGACAAAGGCCCCUUUUCGACUUUACGGAGUUUCAGCCCACUGGAAGACCUUUCUGGGUUCGGCCGUGAUUUGGCAGAGCCUGAUUUGCAAAAGGAAAUAUACGAGGAGCUAGAUUAUGAGGUAGUCACUGAGCAUGAUGCAAGACAAUCAGAGAUGGACGUAACUGCAGCUAAAGGAGAAUAUGUGGAACAUGGCCAGGAUGAAUUUCAAGAGCCUUCAUUCGAGGCAGACUAUGAAUUUAUCGAGGACUUGGAUAACACCCAAAUAUCAGCUCUCAGGCAACUGAAGGAAAAAGUAGAAAUUCAGCCAAUGGAUGCAUUCUGCCUCGUCUGCCGUUGCCCAAUAUUACUGAGUGAUGGUGGCCAUGGAAAUCAUGAGGUGUCAACGUUGGAAAAAGCGUUUGAAGACAUUAAGAAUCAGUUGAGUAAUUGGAUAUCGGUUCUACAAGAAAGAUCAGAAAAUAUUGAAGACAUGGUUUCGGAACUCGAGCUGGCGUACAACUCUGUAGAGGAUCAAUGCAAGGACGGUGAGAAAGCCCUGGAUCAGCAAAACGAGGAGAUGAUGAAGCUGGUGAUGGAGCGGUACAACGAAAUGUCUCAGACUAUGGAGGAAGAGAAGAAGGCCAAACUUGAGCAGCUUUACGAUCAAAUUUUGUCUUUCCAAAAGGACAUCGACUCAGCCAAGGAGAUGAUGGAGACCACAACAAAAGAGGUGGAAGAGACAGAUGAGUUAGCAUUUUUGUCGUCAUACAAAGACAUUGACAUGAGGUUAAAAACAGCUCUCGACUCAGUCAUGUCUCUAGAGCUCGGCCCAAGAGGUUUGCUUGUGUUUGAAGAUUAUGCCAAAGGCACCACAGGAAACGGGAAGAAAAACCGGCAAGUGAUUCCAGUGCCCCAGCAACCCCAUCUGCAGCCGCAGGAAGCAAAUUCUGCCACAAGCACCUCUGUCACUGUGUACUGGACAGUGAAUGAAGGAGACAUCAUCGACUGUUUCCAGGUCUACUGCAUGGAAGACCCUCAAGGAGCCAUCUCAGAGGAGUACAGGGUGACCGUGAAGGAGAGUCACUGUAAUCUGGAAGAGCUGGAGCCAGAUAAGUGCUAUAAGGUGUGGGUGAUGGCAGUGAACUACACUGGAUGCAGUCUGCCCAGUGAGAGACUUCCUUUUAGAACAGCCCCAUCUGUUCCAGUGAUUAACCCAGAAGCUUGCACAGUUUUGUGGGAGUCUGCUACAAUCCGCUGGAGCUUGUCUCAGCCCAGUGCUGCUGAGAGCUUCACUCUAGAGUACUGCCGCCAAUACGCCCUGGAGGGAGAGGGCCUCAGGUCUGUGUCUGGGAUAAGAGGCUGUGAGCAUAAGGUCCUGCUUCAACCCAAUGAGAACUUCCUCUUUUACAUCAAAUCAGUGAACAGUGCAGGAGCCAGUGAGCAGAGCGAGGCAGCACUUAUCUCCACACGAGGUACCAGGUUCCACUUACUGAGUGAAACAGCUAAUAUGGCGCUGAAGGUUUCUGAAGACCAGAACUCUGUGCAGUAUCCUGUGGAAACCUACAAUAAGAUGGCCACACUUAUAGAAUGUCCAGCAGUGAGGGGCGAGCUUCUGCCACGAGUUGGAUAUCAUUACUGGGAAACAGUGGUGGCUGGCUGUAAGGCCUACCGCAUUGGUGUGGCCUAUCAGACAGGGCCACAUGACAGCACAGUGGGCGACAGCAGCACCUCCUGGUGUCUGCAUUGUGUACCCACCUCCAUCAGCUGUAGGUUCGAACUGCUCCAUGACAGCGUGGAAUCGGACAUCUUUGUGACGGACGUUCCCACUCGCAUCGGCACUCUUCUGGACUUCACACAGGGCCGCUUGGUCUUCUUCAACGCUCAGAAUGGUCAGUGUCUGGGCUCGUUCCAGCAGGCCUUCAGCCAGCCCUGCUACACUGUAUUUACUCUGGAGAGACCUGGGAACCUGGAGCUUAAGAUGACCACAGAGGUCCCAGAGUUUGCCAAGCAGUGGUAGUGGUAGCUCUGAUAAAGGCGGAUUUCCGGAGUACCUGUCUUUAUUUUAUUGGCCUUGGGAUCUGCAAUCUUUUAGACUGUGUGUCAUAUUUAUUAGGUUCUUGAAAAGAAAUCAGUGAUAACCUGAGUUAGUGUGAGGUUUCUUUCUUUGUACAUGAUAAAAAGUCUUUUUUUAAAGGGAUACUCCAGCAUUAUUUAACCUAAUCUCUAUCUAACAUAUGCAAUCAGUGUACUGGGAUAAGAAUGGACAAAUUAUUGCCUGGAAUUUUAUAGCAAUAAUUUCUUUAUUGUACUGACAAAUAAAGGAAAUCAUUUUUUUGUAUUAUAUUAGAAGCCCAAGAGCACUUGUUGAACUGAAUAUUAUGGAAACAUAUAACACAAAUUUAAAAAAAUGACCACAGUAAAGCUGUAUGUAGUUUGUAUGGAAUUUUUAUCCAACACAGUGCAAAGCAAUUCUGGUCACUUUUCUUUCAUUGUGUCCAUGCAAGUGGAAUGAUACAUUUCAAGAUCUGCCCUUAGACUAAACCCAGGUUUUCUGUUCAGUAAGGGAAAUGUCUCAAGAUGACUGUUGGUGGUGGUCACACAUAACAUUACACAGGCAGUUGACUGAGAACGAGUUACCAAAGUAAUACAGGAGAGAUUUCCCUUAAGGUAAGGAUGUCUUUUAAAAAGGGAAUUGUUAUUUGAAAGUGUUUUAUGGUGGUUUAUGUGGUUUGUUGAUUUAUCUGAAUGCUUGAUUUUUUUUUUUUUUUUUUUGUAAAUAUGGACAUAACCAGAAGUGUAAUGUACCAAAAAGCGAUGGAGUAUAGAAUGUAUACUAUGAGAAUACUAUGCUGGAGUAUAGUAUAGUAUAGUAUUAUUGUGUGUACUUCACCCCAGUCUUGAGCAAAAUGUUACUGCAGUGCUGAUCACGUUUACUUUUAUCAUUUCCCUCUACUGUUCACAUCAUAGCUGACCAGUAGAUGCUGCUGUAAGUCUUUUCAGAUAUUUCAUUUAUUCUUUCCUUCUGCUCUGUUCAGGGGAAAACCUCUUGGUUUUUAUAGAUACAUAAAAUAUUUAAUCUCGUCGUUGUUGUUGUUGUUGUUGUUAUAUUACUCUCGGGCCUGAAUAAUUACGAUCAGUUCAACUUCGUUAUCUCUAUCUUUAGACCUCUGGUGGAGAGACAUUUUGAAGGUCGUGAAGUGAAUAGCAACCUAUUUGGCUUUUGUAGUAUUUUAAUUAAAUGCUCCUUAGCUUUUUGGAUGAAGGCUUAUUUCCUAAAAGAUCACUUCAGAUCUAGAAAGGAUCUUCUAUAUUGAAUAUUGUUCUUUGUGCAUGGUGAAGCCUGGCUAUGCCGACAGCAAGAGUCUGGGUCACUGUAUAUCUGUAUACAAUGAUGUAAUCCAAGAUAAUGUUAAAGAUUUACAGAAAAGUCUGGAUAUUUCCAAAAUCCAAGAAUUUUUCAGUUUUGAUUUUUGUUUUUUUUUUUGCAUAUACAGUGUAUUAUAUUGUUUAUAAACCUAACAUUUUCUUUUCUUGUAACCAGCAGUUAUUUAUCAUCUGUUUGUAAAAGUCUUUUCCUUUCUGUGUUUAAUU